CGGACCAUUGUCUCUCAUCAGCAUCAUGCAAGAUUCGGCAUUGGUUCAUGUCCAUUGGAGAAGCAGAAUCAAGCCUUGAAGACCAAACAUUCGGACUCUUACACUGAUUCUUGCUCUAUGUGCGAUUGUCUACUUAGCAUUAUCCGUCGUCGUGUUGCGACGUCAAUUCUUCUUCAUCUCCACAAAACUUCAAUGCUAGACUCAAAUGUGCAGCAAGAUGAUUGAUAUACACAAUGACAAGGACCGAGACAUUCUUUAUCCGGCCCAUUUCGCAAAACUGGUGGGCACUGACUGGAUGGAAAGUAAAUCCUUUCGGUGUUGUUUCACGGACUCGGCAUCCCCCAAAAAUAAUCUCAUUCUCCUCAUCAAACACACACAUCAAACAAAAGUGGCGUUCCAUUUCCCCCAUCUCCGAACCCAUCGGUCAUCAACAACAGUCUCGCAACAAAUCGCAGCGCUCCGACUAUCCAAGCCUCAGCCAAGAUCCCAACGCUCCCCAGUGAUUACUAGCGAGUCUCCCCUCUCGCACCAAGGUUUUUCGAAAACAGACAGACAAAUACUUUCUUGGCUUGUUCCCAACCUACCUUCCCCCCACGCAGCUUCACUACUUGGCCUGGUCGGCCUUGAUAUUGCGACAGCAGCAAGCACUGAGCGCUCCUACGAAAGAACCUCCUCCUCCUCCCUUGCUUUUUGAGUUUAUUUGGCCCGGUCGGCCCCUUUGUAUUAACUUCACUUCUUAAGGAUCAUCAAGCCACGCAGGACUUCAUAUUAAAUCCGAACACGAGGGCGUCGUCCCCUGGUACAGCGGCUAAGCUCUCCCCAUCCCCAUCCACCACCCUGGUCCCCAGCCCG
Molecule: messenger RNA, 852 nt
Organism: Mollisia scopiformis
Lineage: Eukaryota; Fungi; Ascomycota; Leotiomycetes; Helotiales; Mollisiaceae
Exons: 6
Coding region: 206-694 (162 amino acids)
Source: RefSeq, a predicted model, not a curated record